AUGGCUGAAAAACCAGAUUUCUUUUAUGAAGACUUCGCAAAUGGAGCAACUGUCAUCGGAAACUGGCAGGGAAAGGUAAAGGUUUCUUUAACGGCUACGAUAAACUAAACCAUUAGAGAUAUUUAUAAUCACAUUUGCGGCAAACGGCAAAUGUAUUUGUACCACGUAACCAAGUUUUCCCGUUACCUGUUUUUAACUGUUCUUUCCUUCUACAAAAAAAAUUUCAGUUUCACGUACAUGAUUUCAUCUAUAAGAAUUGCUUUGGGCUGUUUUUAUCAGCUUUUUUUCUAUUUUUAGAAAUUCUUAACUUGAAUCUACCGUUUUCCGUUUGCAGAAACCUUUACUAUCUCUCUAUUGUUGUCUUUCUUACCAUAGUCGUUUUUUUCUGUUUAGCAUACUUUCGAUACAGGUAGCUAUUUUAACUAACUUUGAAAUCUUGGAUUCUUAUCAUAACUUAUAUUUGUUAUCCAAAACACUGGGCCUCACUUAACCCACGGUUAAGCCAAAUUUUAAGCCAAAUUUUCUUUUCAGGUAACCUGAACUCCUAAAAUAUUGUUGGGACUACACCCUGAAGUGUGGUUUCAAACUUUUUACAAGUAGAGAUAAUUACUGAAAAAAGCAGGAUAUAAAAGCACUAACUUGAUGAGCAUUCACUUAUUUCUAGCCAAUCAUUGUAAUUAGACUAAUUAGCAUCAAUUAUAGUUUAUUUUCUUCUUUUCUUCAAACCUUUAUUGGUGUUCUUUGCUGCUCUUACGACAGAAUUAUAUCAUCAAGAUGCAAAUUAAAACCCUGAAACUUGACUUAAAAGUGGUUGUUCGAGAGACUGGCUCUUGGGUUGUACGUUUUAUAUUUUAAUCUUAACUUGACCCUUAUCUUGAUUUCCAGGAAAUUACCUUUAUCCUUAUUUUUGGUUAAGUUUUGGGUUCUUUCUAGCGUUUUUAUCGAAUUUAUAAGUUUAUGCUUUUUUCUUCCAUUUUCUUUUUUUUUUUUUUACAAUAAUGGUAUAGAAUAUUUCCCAAUUCACGGGUGUUGUUUAAGGUAUAUGUAAAUAUCUGUUGUUGUAAUUUCUGCUCUCUACCGCGAACUGCAUUUUUAAUUUGUCCUCUCAGUUUCCAGUCACGUCCCAUAAUUAUAGUCUUCCGAACUAAUUGGUCCAUUUCAUAAAAAAAAAAUUGCUAGGGUGCCACAAAUGAUUGAAGCCGUAACGUACCACAUUCAACAACACUUAACAUACAAUAUCCCCUGUAUGAACAUCGCCAGACAGUGAGUCAACGAGAACAACAAAUUUCUGACAUACCUCGAGCCUUCUUCAACACAAAACCCGGGGGAUGGACGCCAAAAACCCGCUGUUGUAAAGUGUCAUACAAAGGUGUUCUGCUUUGCAUUUUUUAACGUGCCAGGAGAGAACAGGCUUUUCUGAACACGACAACAGCGGAUACAGACAAAUCACCCAAUAAUGUGGUUGGAAGGCAAGGCGCAUGCGUUUAUUUUGUUACUCCACUAAUGUAACACUAAUGUAACGACGCCUAUGGGUCAGGUUCCUUAUCAAUGAUAGUUUAGGCCAAAUUUUAAGCAAAGUUUUCUAGCCUAGGAACAAACAACUAGAGCUUUUGAAAUAAUUAUUUCCCUUGAUUUUUUUUGGACAGUCAAGUUUUCUAAUGAUGGACACUUUAGUGGCUGCCUUAAUAAAGUGUCGUAUGAGUGA
Porites evermanni is the source of this 1705-nucleotide messenger RNA. The record is from the annotation of a GenBank genome assembly. Lineage: Eukaryota; Metazoa; Cnidaria; Anthozoa; Scleractinia; Poritidae.